UCGCUCCGUGAUUUUUACUAAAAAACCUAGUAAUUAGCUGUUCUUAAAUUUCAAUUGGUGAUAAAUACUAAUCCUAGUAAGAGAGGCUACUAAAUAAAAAACAAUUGUGCGGUGUACGAAUGUAAUUUAGGCUAUAAAACACAGUUUAAACAUUCAGUGAAAAGUGAUCAUCUGUUCGGGUCAGCUGACCGGUGACAGCCAAUCAGCUGUUAGACUCUGCGCGGGCGCAUUUAUCGUGUGUCGUUGAUAUUUAGUGCAAUUUGAAACUUAUUCCGUAGGCGUACAGUACAAUUUACAAUGGCAAGCUGUGGAGGAUGCUUUCGAAAAAUAACCGACGGGAGAGUUUUGAAAUGCUGCAACUGCCUAAAACUGUACGACCUCCUUUGUGCGAAUGUUUCAGUUGACUUUUAUAAUGGCAUGGGACCUGACCAGAAACUUUCGUGGAAGUGUGUCGAGUGUAAAAGUGUCGAGCCUCGGAGGGACAACACAAACACGCCAAUACGGUGUGAAAAUAUAAACAUGUGCCGGGGUGCACGGACCCAGGUCGUCUUGAGCCCCACGGAGCCAGAGGGCCACAGCUCCAUCAUGGAGGUGUCCUACACGGACGGACACAACACCACCCCGCGCGACAAUGGACUGGACUCGACCCGCGUCACCGACACGCAGCUGCUUGUCACCGAGCUCCGGCUCUUCCGCGAGGAGCUGCGCGUGAUGAGCCAGGAGAUACACGCUCUUCGCACAUCCCUGGAGAGCCUGACAGCCAGGAUCGAUGGCUGCGAUGGGCGGAUCGACAACUGCGAGGGGCGCAUCGACGCGCUCUGUGCCCGUGUCGAGUCGUUGGAGAGCAGACCUCAGUCUCAGACUGCCCCCGACAACUCUCUUGUCGAAACCGUAUCGCAGCUUAGGAUGGAGCUCAACGACCGCGACCAAGAGUUGUUACUAAAUGACAUAGAAAUAUCUAGCGUACCGGAGAGUAGGGGCGAAAAUGCUAUGCAUUUAGUGACAACCUUGGGUAAAAAGUUGGGAGUUGAACUCACAGAGCACGACAUCGUCGACGCCACGCGUGUGGGGCGCGCACCUCAGCUGGAGGAUGGUCUCCACGGGCCGGCAGCGCGGCCGCGGCCGCUCGUGGUGCGCCUGGCACGCCGCGCCGUCAGGGAUCGCCUGCUCCAGGCUGCGCGCGUGCGCCGCGGGGUCACCACGGAGGGCACCGGCAUCCCAGGUCGAACCAGUGCCUUCUAUGUGAACGAGCGAUUGACUCCCCACAACCGACGUCUCUUAUAUAAGGCUCGGGAGCUGAAGCAGCAGCACUCUUGGAGGUACGUCUGGACCAGGGACGGAAAGAUCUUCGCUCGGCAGCAGGCAGGCACGAGUUCGCCCCGACACCGCAUUCGCACUGAACUAGACCUAGGUCGUGUUUUUGGCUCAAUAUAGGUUUGCCCACAAUAUUAGUUUGAUAUGUAGCUUGCUAGUGCUUUUGUCUGCCACCAACGUCUGUCUACCACUGUUACUGUUGCCGCGUAACACUUAUUACACUAUUGAAAAACGCACAAUACACGUAAACAAUCAAUACACACAUUACACUUGUUAUUUUAAUCAGAAUACAAUGUUUACACUUAUUAGUAUAUUAAAUAUUUUUGGACUUUUUACUAUAUUUACUCGAUUACCUACUUAUUUUAUACAACCACACGCCGAAAAACACAUUUGCAUAAUUAACCUCAAACUCAUUUCGCUCACGAUCACCGCAUCUGGUUGCAAUGCAAAACCGGUUCUGUUUAGCCGCCCGCUUAUCCUUAUCUUUAAACGCUAUGUAGAAUGAGUCGAAAACAGCUACGUAUAGGUUUGUUCAACGCGGGUUCGUUGGGCACAAACCAUGAUAACUUCUUAGCAACCUGCACUCGAUUGGAUAUGGA
This is a messenger RNA of Cydia splendana, 1913 nucleotides long. RefSeq lists its product as uncharacterized. Lineage: Eukaryota; Metazoa; Arthropoda; Insecta; Lepidoptera; Tortricidae. The transcript has a single exon. Bases 298 to 1434 code for a protein of 378 amino acids. The record is from RefSeq and is a predicted model, not a curated record.